UCCUCGGUUGGUACGGGCGGAACAUUACCCUCCAGGAAUGCUGGCGUGAACCAUGACGUGCGAGAAGAGUUAUCGGGCAGCGCGACCGAUGUGCCGAGGCGGGCCUGUCCCCAGCAUCCAAGCUAUCUUCUGUUUGCCGAAACGCACGACGAGAGAUAAACGCCCAACUUUGGUCAGUUCUUUCAUAUAAGUCGCAUCACGCUCCAUGGCCACCCUUCAUUGAGUCGUGCAUGAUCGGUGAAGGAUAUCAAGGCUUUGAGUUUGCAGGUGAUACCGGACGACGGACGGCCCUGGUGGCGACGUGUAUAAGAGACGUGAGCAAAAAUGCGCCAGCUGCUACUGCUGCUGGCCUGUGUGAUAGGGGGUGUGCUGUGUAUGACCAUCGAUCAUCACCGGUACUACUACUCCCGGCAGCCCGCACUGUUCCGAUUGCUGCGCAAGUAUAACCUGUGGCCGAGAAAUGAAACGUCAGAGUAUCAGCGGCCGGCACCGGAUUUAAGCGUGCCGACGCCGUUCAUUUACGGAGGCGAGAGUGUUUCGAUCGAAAGCUUCCCGUACCAGCUGUCGCUGCGUCUCGAGGGAACGCACAUUUGUGGUGCCUCGGUGAUCGCCGAACGAUGGGCACUGAGUGCGGCACACUGUCUGGAUGAGGCAAUGUACGCUUCUGCUAUUACGUUUCGUGGCGGAACUCCGCAUCGAUUGGCCGGUGGAUACAUCUUCCACGCGGAUCAAUACUUCCUACAUCCAAAGUUUGACCGAGCCAUACUGGACUACGACGUGUCGGUGACGCACGUGAAGGAAAGUUUCUUGAUCGAUCCGAUACGCCCGGUUAGCUUGGGCAACACCUACACGGUAUAUCCGAUUCCUUCAGUCGCUGUCGUGUCCGGUUGGGGGACGGCCGAUGCGGACGGAUACACCCCCCUGAUACUGCAAUCGCUAAACGUGUACAUGCAGCAGCAGCAUUACUGUUGGACCUCGUGGAUAGAGAAUUACACCGACCGCAUGAUAUGUGCCAGCGGUGGUGACUACGGGAAGGAAAUCUGCCACGGUGACAGUGGCGGACCGCUCGUGCUAAACGGAGUGCAAAUAGGAAUAGUGUCGUUUGGCUCGGAUGUCUGCGCCCUCAACAUUCCGGGCAUUUACACCUCGCUCCAGCACGAUGAAGUACGUGCGUUCGUUAAGAUGUACGCUAACGUGUAGGAGGGGACUUUCUCCCGGGAGUCUGCGUUUGCAAAUAAAUUACACCUUACAAAAUAGA
Anopheles stephensi (Asian malaria mosquito) is the source of this 1258-nucleotide messenger RNA. RefSeq names its product chymotrypsin-1-like. Gene Ontology annotation, biological process: proteolysis. The record is from RefSeq and is a predicted model, not a curated record. Lineage: Eukaryota; Metazoa; Arthropoda; Insecta; Diptera; Culicidae. The coding region runs from base 325 to 1200 and encodes 291 amino acids. Gene Ontology annotation, molecular function: serine-type endopeptidase activity. The transcript has 4 exons.